AUGAGCUACAAUGCUACCAAUCCACCUCCGGGCAUCGAUCCCGAUACCUGGAACAAGCUGCUUCACAUCAGAGAAGGCUGCUAUCCGCAUCUUGUGCCCGGCGUCAGAACAGACUAUGGCUACCGCCCGACAUUGGCGGCAGGUAUUGUCUUCUGUGCCCUCUUUGGCAUAGCUUUGAUUGGGCACACUAUUCAGAUCGGCCGGUUCAGAAGAUGGACGUCCGUUCUGUUUGCCAUCGGCGCAACGACCGAAGCCAUAGGGUGGGCCGGACGCACCUGGUCAGCCAAGUGCCCCUACAACCACGAUGCCUUCCUGAUGCAGAUCACGACGCUCAUCAUCGCGCCGACCUUCUUCGCCGCGGGCCUGUACGUGCUGCUCGGCACGCUGAUCACGCAGCUGGGCCGUGAGACGAGCGCCCUGUCGCCGGCCAUGUACGCCAUCGUCUUCUGCACGUGCGACGUGAUCUCGCUCGUCGUGCAGGCCGUGGGCGGCGCCCUCGCCUCCAACGAGUCCGGCAAGAUUGACGGCAACACCAAGCCCGGCACCAACAUCAUGGUCGCCGGCAUCGCCUUCCAGCUCGCCACCAUGACGCUCUUCGCCGGCCUCGUGCUGGAUUUCCUGCGCCGCGUCCGAAGGCGCGUGCUGCCCCGCGCGGUGAAGCUCGUGCUGCUUGCUCUGGCUGUGUCGUUUGUCAUGAUUUACAUUCGCAGCAUCUACCGAACGGUCGAGCUGGCUCAGGGCUGGACCGGCUAUCUGAUUGAGAGGGAGGGCUUCUUCAUCGGACUGGACGCCGCGCUCAUGUUUGUAGCUGUUGGCGUCUUCCUUAUCUUCGACCCUGCCUCUUUGCUGCGUCGCCAGCCAGUUCCGCAGUCAACGGAUAGUGCGCCUUCUGGAGACGAGGGCAAAGCAUCCGCUACGAGGUCAUCUGAUUAG
Molecule: messenger RNA, 933 nt
Organism: Phaeoacremonium minimum UCRPA7
Lineage: Eukaryota; Fungi; Ascomycota; Sordariomycetes; Togniniales; Togniniaceae
Product: putative rta1 domain protein
Exons: 2
Coding region: 1-933 (310 amino acids)
Cellular component (GO): plasma membrane; fungal-type vacuole
Source: RefSeq, a predicted model, not a curated record